Molecule: messenger RNA, 762 nt
Organism: Sturnus vulgaris (Common starling)
Lineage: Eukaryota; Metazoa; Chordata; Aves; Passeriformes; Sturnidae
Source: RefSeq, a predicted model, not a curated record
AUGCGGGCUCUGAGGGCGCUGCGGCCCCGCAGGCUCCUGGCCAUGGCGGCGGCGGCGGCGGCGGCGGCGGCGGCCACCGGGGGAGCCCGGAGGGGUCGGGUGUUGACCCCCGAAACGAUGAACCCCGCGAUCCGCCGGGUGGAGUACGCGGUGCGCGGCCCCAUCGUCAGCCGCGCCCUGGAGAUCGAGCAGGAGCUGCGAAAGUGGGACCCCAAGACUGGCCCGGGAGCCCAAGACUGGCCCGGGAGCCCAGUUCAGCAGCGGACUGACCCCCCCCAGUUUCAGUGUCCCCCGUGUCCCCCCCGGGUGUCCCCAGGCCAGGUGCAGAGCCGCGAGUGCAUCGAGGAAGUGAUCAAAUUCGCCUACGACGAGAAACUUUUCCUCAUGGCCGACGAGGUGUACCAGGACAACGUGUACGCCGAGGGCUCGGCCUUCCACUCCUUCAAGAAGGUCCUGAUGGAGCUGGGGCCGCCCUACUCGGAGGAGGUGGAGUUGGCCUCCUUCCACUCCAUCUCCAAGGGAUUCAUGGGAGAGUGUGGCCUGCGGGGCGGCUACGUGGAGGUGGUGAACCUGCACCCCGAGGUGAAGGCGCAGCUGGCGAAGCUCGUGUCGGUGCGGCUGUGCCCGCCCGUGCCCGGACAGCUGGUGAUGGACGCCGUCAUGGACCCGCCCAAACCCGGGGAGCCCAGCUACGAGAGAUUCCAGGCGGAGAAGGAGGCUGUGCUGGGCACGCUGGGAGGAUGGGAUUGGGAUUGGGAUUAG